GGGCGGGACUCGUUAGAAGCGACUGCCAGGUUUGGAUGAGAAGGCAAAUGGGCUUGGUCGGGGGAUGAGCGGUGGUGUUGCUGGACUGGAGCGAGCGGCCGUUGCCCGGCGAGAGCCCUCCUCUCCUUGCUCCCCGGCUCCCAUUCCGCGGCGCGACCGCGGAUGACGAUGGAGUCCUAGCAGCUGGGACCAUGUCGGAAGCGACUCGGAGCCUUCUGCAGCGCUGGGGCGCCAGCUUCAGAAAAGGGACCGACUUCGACUCCUGGGGGCAGCUGGUGGAAGCGAUCGACGAGUAUCAGAUAUUAGCAAGACAUCUACAGAAAGAGGCACAAUCUCAGCCCAACAAUUCAGAAUUCUCAGAAGAUCAAAAGAAAACUUUAGCCAAGAUUGCAACAUGCUUGGAACUCAGGAGUGCAGCUUUGCAGUCUACCCAAUCCCAGGAAGAAUUUAAGCUGGAAGAUCUGAAGAAACUAGAACCAAUCUUAAAGAGUAUUCUUACCUAUAAUAAAGAAUUUCCUUUUGAUGUUCAGCCCGUUCCACCAAGGAAAAUCUUAGCACCUGGUGAAGAGGAAGAUUUAGAAUUUGAAGAAGAUGAGGAGGAAGGUGGAGCUGGAGCAGGAUCUCCAGAUGCAUUUCCUGCCAGAGUCCCAGGAGCCAAUGAAGGUACUUUAUUACCCAGAUUACCAUCUGAGCCCGGGAUGACAUUACUAACUAUCAAAAUAGAAAAAAUUGGUCUUAAAGAUGCUGGGCAGUGCAUUGAUCCCUAUAUCACAGUUAGUGUGAAAGAUCUCAAUGGGAUAGAUCUUACACCUGUGCAAGACACCCCUGUUGCUUCAAGAAAGGAGGACACUUACAUUCAUUUUAAUGUGGACAUUGAAAUUCAGAAACAUGUUGAAAAAUUAACAAAAGGUGCAGCUAUUUUCUUUGAAUUUAAACACUAUAAACCCAAGAAAAGGUUCACCAGCACAAAGUGCUUUGCCUUUAUGGAGAUGGAUGAAAUUAAAGCUGGACCAAUUGUUAUAGAACUCUGCUGCUAUCUACAUGUGCCAUUGCCAAGAAAAUCCCUUACAUACUGUUGUAUUUCCCCAGAGCUGUGUAUUUCAGUUCAUAUUCAGAACAAAACAUUUCUGUUUUAUUCCAUGUACAGCCAAAAUUUGAGUUUUAGUUGAGACAUGGACUGCCCAAAAACAAAAAUUCCAUGCAUAUCUCUAAAUGUACAAAAAACCCACUGAUUUUAAGAGGAAGAAACUUCAGUUGUUGACCAAGAAGCCACUUUAUCUUCACCUUCAUCAAACACUGCACAAAGAGUGACUUUUGUGAACUGAACCACUUGCCAUAAAUUCAUAGUAGCUGCAUAUGUAGCACUUGUCUUUCAGGAGAAGGAAGAAUGGAUGCAUUUACCUUGUGGUCACAAAUGACCCUCAGUGCUGCACAGCAGUGGGUCAAGUAGCCACACUCUGCAUCCAAGCCCAGUUUCUUUGGAAUGUAUAUUUUUAAUUCAGAUGUUCCAAAGUGUGUUGCAAGUUUUUCAUAAAUGGGCCGGUUAUUAAGUUCAGUUCUGUAACUUGAUUUCUACAGUUAUAUCAGAACCCUUAAUUAAAGCAGUUGAGGAAUCCCCGUCUGCCAAACCCGAUACAGCAAUAAAGAUAUGCCAGUAUCAAAAAACUUU
Crotalus tigris (Tiger rattlesnake) is the source of this 1669-nucleotide messenger RNA. It is a transcript of the gene AIDA, whose product is annotated as axin interactor, dorsalization associated. NCBI's taxonomy places the organism in Eukaryota, Metazoa, Chordata, Lepidosauria, Squamata, Viperidae. Gene Ontology annotation, biological process: determination of ventral identity. The record is from RefSeq and is a predicted model, not a curated record. Gene Ontology annotation, molecular function: phosphatidylinositol binding. The transcript has 12 exons. Gene Ontology annotation, cellular component: membrane. The coding region runs from base 192 to 1169 and encodes 325 amino acids.